GGGAUCGCCGCCAGUUGCUUGUCGCGCGCCAACGCAAAUUCUCCUUGACCGUCUCCGCAAAAUGUUUACUUUCAUGUUUUGGUCGUUUUGUCUGUGUGUGUUGUCCGAUGGUGCUCGGGCGCACUCGUAUGACCAAAGCCAGUCUGGAGAUUUUAAUGUUCAGGUUGACUUGAAAGACCUCCAUAUCAUUGCUCUCAUGAAAGAUGGCAAAGAAGAAUAUGUGGACUACGACUACGCCUAUGACUACUCAGAGAUGACGAUAAAGCCACAAAACGGGACUACACCGAAACCGUUAAACGUUACAAAUUCGAAUGUGAAUUCUACGACUGUAGAAAAGUUAAACACUACAGAGGCCGUUCCUUUGGACACCACAACUGCUGCUGCUGUCCUGAACUCUUCGUAUGCGGAGGCGCCGGCGACGGUGGCCCCUGCCCCUGCGGCCGCCACCGUCGCGCCUGCCCCCGCGGUCCCCACGGCCGCCCCUGCCCCCGCGGACAUCAGCACUACCGCAGCCCCGGAGACAGUGAGCCUGGGGAACCACACAGAUUCUUCGAUAGUGAACAUCGUGCAGACUAACAGCACGGCCAGCAACGCCUCGCUCCCCGGCUGCAAGAAGGGCUUCGUCAUGAAUCAGAAGGGAGAUUGUGAGCUGAAACUACCGAACGCUGGAAACGCGUUACUGAAGUUGGUGAAACUUUCGCAAAAAUUGAAAUUAAGAAGGGAGAAGAGGAGGUCUACUGCACGAGGGUAACUGCAAAGCUGAGGGAUCAAUUAGAAUUAACAUUACAGACUUUUCCAUAUAGUUCAGAUUAACUUAUGUAGGAAGCACCUAGCUAUAUUGUAGCCUAGCUAGAUCUAAGUCAAGUUUGAGGCUAAAAAAUACACUUAGAUUUCAAACAAAAAUUCACUACAAUGAAAAUCUUACCAGAAUAAUGUUUGUAUAGAUUUAGCUCAUCUACCUAUUUUUUUUUACAUAAAUGUGAUCAAAAGUAGAAUUUUGAUGCAGGCAAAAGUUUAAUUGUAGCCAAAGAUUCAUCAGAUUUCAUGUUCAGUUAAGUUUCAUUAUGAAAUUCUGUCAAAAAAUAAUAUGUAUACUCACUACUGUUAUAAUCAUAGUUAAUAGCAUAUUGAAAAAAUAAUAUGUUGUCAA
Messenger RNA from Plutella xylostella (diamondback moth), 1150 nucleotides. RefSeq lists its product as uncharacterized. NCBI's taxonomy places the organism in Eukaryota, Metazoa, Arthropoda, Insecta, Lepidoptera, Plutellidae. The record is from RefSeq and is a predicted model, not a curated record.